Caenorhabditis sp. 36 PRJEB53466 is the source of this 764-nucleotide messenger RNA. NCBI's taxonomy places the organism in Eukaryota, Metazoa, Nematoda, Chromadorea, Rhabditida, Rhabditidae. The record is from the annotation of a GenBank genome assembly.
AUGGACGACGGACUCAGAGAUAGGCCAGGAGUAACAUCGCGCUUCUUUCACAGCUUAGAAGUGGUUAGUUUCAUAAUUUUGGUUAGCUUUAUAUGAAAUUUAUAAUAUUUUCAGAAGUAUCAGUACUAUCUCGACCGUCUGACGCCGCACACGGCUCUUCGUUGGGUCAUCGCUCUGAUCUCGCUCGUCUUCUUCGCAUCCAGAAUUAUUUUGCUGCAAGUGAGUUAUAUAAAUAUUUGCCAACUGAAAAAGCGAUAACCGAUUCAGGGUUUCUACAUAGUCGCUUACGCGGUCGGAAUCUACUACUUGAAUCUCUUCCUACUUUUCUUGACGCCGUCAAUCGACCCGGCUUUAGAGUUUGAAGAUGAAGACGACGGGCCGGUGCUUCCAUCGAAAACGAAUGACGAGUUCCGUCCAUUCAUGCGCCGUCUUCCCGAGUUCAAGUUCUGGUUAGUUUCCCUCAUUUGAACGGCUCUAGUAGUUUUUCUUCAGGCACUCGUUCAUGAAGGCAACUCUCAUCGCUAUCACUUGCACCUUCUUCGAGUUCUUCGACGUCCCCGUCUUCUGGCCGAUUCUUGUCAUGUACUUCCUAAUCCUUACUUUCCUGACAAUGAAGAGGCAAAUUAUGGUGAGCCGCUCAAUUCACGUGUUUGUUUUAAAUCGCACUUUUUCAGCAUAUGAUCAAGUACCGCUACAUCCCGUUCACGGUUGGAAAGCCACGCAUGCAGGGAAAGGAAGACAGCGGCAAAGUCGUCGUUGGCUAG